Messenger RNA from Orcinus orca (killer whale), 7264 nucleotides. RefSeq names its product DExH-box helicase 30 (gene DHX30). Gene Ontology annotation, molecular function: DNA helicase activity; ATP binding; G-quadruplex RNA binding. The record is from RefSeq and is a predicted model, not a curated record. Gene Ontology annotation, cellular component: intracellular anatomical structure; cytoplasm; nucleus. The transcript has 19 exons. Bases 3529 to 7191 code for a protein of 1220 amino acids. NCBI's taxonomy places the organism in Eukaryota, Metazoa, Chordata, Mammalia, Artiodactyla, Delphinidae.
UUCUGCCAUGCUUUCUGAUUCCCUGCAGGCUUUGCUGGUACCUCUGUCCGGAAGAAGGAGGUGCAGGGCAGAAACAAUCUCUCUGGUGUUCAAAUAGGAAAACAAUGCUCAGAAAAUAGUGGCCACUUAAAUAGGUUUCAGUGCCCAUCAGAGUCAGAUUUGGAAUUGGAAAAAAAUAUCACCUCCUUUCCUAAUCUACCCUUCCCUCUACGGCCAACCUCUUACCAAGGCCACAUUCCAAAGUAAAGGGUGAAUAAAUUAAGAAACUUGCCCCCAACCGUCCCCUGCGAAUCUUCCCCACCCGUGCAGAUCUGAGAUGUAGAGCAACUAGAAAGCAACAUGGGUAACAUGCCUUCUGGCAGGAUUCUGGGGACCACAGGACUGGUCCUAUCCAUUCCCUGAUAUAGACGUGUCACCUCUUGGUGUGGUGGUUUACCUCAAGGGACCUUGGGGCUAUACAUACAUGGAUGGGAGAGACGUGAGAAUGUGUCGGGUGGUCAGGGUGGCCACCCAGCCCCUGUAGGUCCCCUUACCUUUCUUUUUCUUCUUUCUUUUUUUUUGUUCCCCUUACCUUUCUUGUUGCCAGCCAGGUGGACCAUUUCUUGCCAUUUUGACCAUCCAUAAAAUAUCUAACUGUGAUUAAGUUGACAGAAUUUUGGCUGAGAUGUCUGGUUUUUUCAGCUGUCAGUGGUCCCUCUCACUUUCCCUCCACAAGUUCUCUGGUCUGCCCAAAGUCCAUACUGUCUUGGGCUUCCUCCUGUUGCUUUUUCCUGGGGCCUCCAAAGUUUAGAAUCCUACAACAUCCUCCUGUGUAUUCAGCAGAUCCUUUAACCUUAAUUCCAUGCUUCUAGAUGUCAUUGUUUAGCACUUUGAGUACCAGACAUUGUGCUUGAUCCAGAAGUGAUGGCGAGAUCUCUGAGCCAGUAAACCCUUCCUUUUUUCAGAACUUCCCUCCUUUUUCACAGGCAGAGGAGUCAACUUUCUCUCCCCAAAGAAUGGAGAGUGGAAGAGAAAGCUUAAUGUUGGUGGAAAGGAACCAGGGGCAUGCCUGAGCCUCUUUAACUUUCUUCAAGGUCCUCUAAAGCAGGAGUCAGCAAACUUUCUUUAAGGAUCAGAGAGUACACAUUCCAGCCUUUGCAGGCCAUAUGGUUUCCCUUGCAGCUCCUUAACUCUGCCAUUAUAGCAUGAAAGCAGUAAUAGAUAAUACAGAAACAAGUGAGUAUGGCUAUGUUCCAAUAAAACUUUGUUUUUAAAAACAGGCAGUGGGUGGGUUUGGUCUUCAGGCUACAUUUUGGCCACCCCUGCUCUAGACCAAUGGGGAGAUCACAGAACCAGAAUGGUUCCAAGAGCUGGUCUAAGAGUUGCCCUCAUUUUACAAAAGGCAAUGAGGUCUGCAGAGGUGAAAUAUAUGCUCAAGGUGACACCAGCUGUUAGAACCCAGAUGAAGUAAAUGAAAUAGGAAAAGAGCGUUCAGAGAACCAACUAGUUGGUUGGCAUCACCUGACCUUUUUUUUUUUUUUUACAUAAAAUCUCAAAUAUCUGUUUGAAAUAUGUUUUCUAAAAUAGAGAAAAUAGUAUAGUAAAUCCCUAUGUACCUAUCACCUGGCUUGAACAAUGAACAGCUCAUGGACAAUCUUACUUUGUGUGUAUCUUUCCCCUUUGGCCUCUUUGGAAGCAAAUCCAUGAAAUCAUAACAUUUCAACCUUAGCCUAAGUGGCUGUCAGAGCAGAGUGCUAUUCUGAGGGCUUCCUGAAACACCAAGAUAGACCCAGGCCCUGCUUUGCAGAUGAGGUUUAGGCUAUUGCCUCCUUCAGCUUUCAGACACCAUAAUUUUCAAAAUUUGGCCUCAGCUACUGCUGCCACUCCCAGGCUUGCUAAGCUUCUGGAUUCUUUUGAGGGAAUUUGGGCUGCUAACAAUCCUUGAAAAGUACUCCUGAAGCUGGGUGGAUGCCUUAGGUUUUGGCAAAUUAAAGUGCCACUUGGCCAAAUUCAAAGCCUUUGUAAAUCAUGUUCUGCCCCAAGGGUCUUGCCAUCCCUAUAUGGAUGAUCUGGGUAGGGGUGUUUGACAUGGAUGGUGAUGUCCCUUUGUGACGUCAGACCAUUGCUGCCAGGGCCACCUUCCCUUUUUUGCCCUUUCCUGGUUAAAAACCCACUGAGGAGGGAAUGGAGGAGCAGGAGUUGAAGCUGCCCCAUUUUGCUCUGGCUCUGCUUCUAAGGGACCUGUCCCCUGUUGUCUCAGAUCUCAGAGGGCAGAGGCAUCUCUAUCAGAGCACUCUGCAAAGCCCCCUUCCAAACAUUCCCAUUUUAUAUUAACCACAGUCAUACCAAAUGAGUAGAGCAGGUUUGUCCUAAUUUCCCUCAGUGAUAAAAUGGCCCAAGGUUCACAGCUGACACGUGGUAGACUUGGGGCUAAGCCCAAGUGUUAGGACUCAAAUCCCAUGUUCUUGCCAUAGGCCAGCAGUUCUGAAUGUGAUCCCAGACCAGCAACCUCAGUAUUAUCUGGAAACUUGUUAAACAUGCAGAUCUUGGGCCCUAUUCCAGACCUAAUGACUAAGAAACUCUGGGAGGGUGGCUCCCAGUAAUGUUUUAACUAGCUCUUCAGGAGAUCAUCGGAAUCACAUCUAGAAUUAUAACACAAACAACAAACAGCCCCCCACUGCCAGCUGCACCCCAAGUGCACUGCCAACCUCUGACCAAGGCCUCCUUCCAAGGGAUCGAGAACUUGAGGCCCUUGCUGUCAUCGCCGCUGCCCCAACAUGCAGAUCCAGUCUGAUUCCCACCUGACCCCAAACCCUGCUCCUCAGUGCCAGAAGAGGAAGAGGAAUGAGCCUGGCCAGAGCCCAGGUGUAGUAGUUUGGAAGCAGAAUCCCAUCUGGCUUUCAAACGAGCACAGAACAGCAGCUUCAGACUUUCACUGCUGGAACAGCUCAAUUCUUGGGCAUAGUGUCCAAGUUGGGUACUUUACAUCUUUGACUCCAGCUCUGGAGAGUAAACCUGGUUUGCUUAUGUUCAAGAGGUCUUCCCUGUCCUGGCUCCAGAUUCUUCACCAGGUUUACUUUGUAAGCCAUUAAAUGAGGUGGCUGUGCCCCAGCUUAGCAAUGAUCUUACGCUCUGCUGGCCGGGAGUGCAGGCCAAUUUGCAAAGGCAUGUGGGAGGUAUUUACCUGCAAUGGGUGGGACCUAGAGGGAACUUCAAGUUCAUUUCCUUGGAUGGACAUUAAGCUGAGGCCUGUACUAGUUCCCAAGAAGCCCCACUCUCUCUUCCUGCCUCAGCUUCAGAUGACGAGUCUGUGGGUUGGAUUUACUGGGGGAGUGGUUUCGGCAGGGUUCCAGCCUUGGUCUGGUCGGCCCACCGGUUGACUGGAGCGUGCAGCGCUGGAGGCCCUGGGCUGCGUGGGGCGGGAGCCAUGUCGCCUCGGUCCCGGGUCCGCCCAUCCGGCAGGGGGCGCGCGGCGCCCGGGCCGCUCGCUCCUGCCCUUCUACCCUGUCCCUGCCGAGCUCCGGAGUCGCGGGGGCGGGCGGGAGCGAGAUGGCGGCCGCCAGGAGACUCAUGGCGCUGGCCGCCGGCGUCUCUCCGCGCCUGCGGCCGCUGGCUCCCUACACCCCCGGGCGACAGGGAUGCCCGCGCGGCCUCUCGACAGGCUGCAUCCGCCCCGACCGCACGAAGGCGGCCGCUGAGGCGGGGGCGGCCCCCGACGGGCCUGAACAAGGCGACGGAAGCAUGGUGAACGCUUCUAGGGACCUAUUAAAAGAGUUUCCACAGCCCAAAAAUCUUCUCAACAGUGUGAUUGGAAGAGCCCUUGGCAUCUCACAUGCAAAAGACAAAUUGGUCUACGUGCACACAAAUGGACCAAAGAAAAAGAAAGUCACCCUCCACAUAAAGUGGCCCAAGAGUGUGGAGGUAGAAGGCUAUGGCAGCAAGAAGAUCGACGCUGAGAGGCAGGCUGCGGCUGCGGCCUGCCAGCUGUUCAAGGGCUGGGGUCUGCUGGGUCCCCGGAAUGAGCUGUUUGAUGCAGCCAAAUACCGUGUGCUAGCCGAUCGCUUUGGCUCUCCGGCUGACAGCUGGUGGCGCCCAGAACCCACCAUGCCACCUACUUCCUGGCGGCAGCUGAAUCCUGAGAGCAUCCGGCCAGGGGGACCUGGGGGCCUAUCCCGCUCCUUGGGCCGGGAGGAAGAGGAGGAUGAGGAGGAAGAGCUAGAAGAGGGGACCAUUGAUGUCACUGAAUUUCUGUCUAUGGCCCAGCAGGACUCCCACACCCCACUCAGGGAUUCGAGGGGGGGCUCCUUUGAAAUGACAGAUGACGACAGUGCUAUUAGGGCUCUGACCCAGUUUCCGCUUCCCAAGAACCUUCUGGCCAAGGUGAUUCAGAUAGCAACAUCGUCCUCCACAGCCAAGAACCUCAUGCAGUUCCAUACUGUGGGCACCAAGACCAAGCUGUCCACCCUCACCCUACUCUGGCCCUGUCCCAUGACCUUUGUCGCCAAAGGGCGUCGCAAAGCAGAGGCAGAGAAUAAGGCGGCAGCCCUGGCUUGUAAGAAACUGAAGAGCCUGGGCCUGGUGGACCGGAACAACGAGCCGCUCACCCACGCCAUGUAUAACCUGGCCUCCUUGCGCGAGCUGGGUGAGACCCAGCGCCGGCCGUGUACCAUCCAGGUGCCUGAACCCAUCCUCCGCAAGAUAGAGACCUUCCUAAACCACUACCCCAUGGACAGUUCAUGGAUCUCCCCAGAACUCCGGCUGCAGAGUGAUGACAUCUUGCCCUUGGGCAAGGACUCGGGGCCGCUGGGUGACCCUAUCACAGGCAAGCCCUACGUGCCCCUGUCAGAAACAGAGGAGCUGCGUCUGAGCCAGAGCCUGCUGGAGCUGUGGCGGCGGCGAGGGCCGGUCUGGCAGGAGGCCCCCCAGCUCCCUGUGGACCCUCAUCGGGACACCAUCCUCAGUGCCAUCGAGCAGCACCCGGUGGUGGUCAUCGCCGGGGACACGGGCUGUGGGAAGACCACGCGCAUCCCCCAGCUGCUGCUGGAGCGCUACGUGACCGAGGGCCGAGGUGCUCGCUGCAACGUGAUCAUCACUCAGCCGCGCCGCAUCUCGGCUGUGUCCGUGGCACAGCGGGUCAGCCACGAACUGGGCCCCUCCCUGCGCCGGAACGUGGGCUUCCAGGUGCGGUUGGAAAGCAAGCCUCCAGCCCGAGGUGGGGCUCUGCUGUUCUGUACCGUGGGCAUCCUGCUACGGAAGCUGCAGAGCAACCCCAGCCUGGAGGGCGUGAGCCAUGUAAUUGUGGACGAGGUGCACGAGCGGGACGUGAACACGGACUUCCUGCUGAUUCUGCUCAAGGGCCUGCAGCGGCUCAACCCGGCCCUGCGGCUGGUGCUCAUGAGUGCCACAGGUGAUAACGAGCGCUUCUCCCGCUACUUUGGUGGCUGCCCUGUCAUCAAGGUGCCCGGCUUCAUGUACCCUGUCAAGGAGCACUACCUGGAGGAUAUCCUGGCCAAGCUGGGCAAGCACCAGUACCCACACCGGCAUCGGCACCACGAGUCUGAGGAUGAAUGCGCUCUCGAUUUGGACCUCGUGACUGAUCUGGUUCUGCACAUUGAUGCCCGCGGGGAACCAGGUGGGAUCCUCUGCUUCCUGCCUGGGUGGCAGGAGAUCAAAGGAGUGCAGCAACGCCUCCAGGAGGCCCUGGGCAUGCAUGAGAGCAAGUACCUCAUCCUGCCAGUGCACUCCAACAUCCCCAUGAUGGACCAGAAGGCCAUAUUCCAGCAGCCUCCCGUUGGCGUGCGCAAGAUUGUCUUGGCCACCAACAUUGCUGAGACCUCCAUCACAAUCAAUGACAUUGUGCACGUGGUGGACAGCGGUCUGCACAAGGAGGAACGCUACGACCUGAAGACCAAGGUGUCCUGCCUGGAGACCGUGUGGGUGUCACGAGCCAACGUGAUCCAGCGCCGGGGCCGGGCGGGCCGCUGCCAGUCAGGCUUUGCCUACCACCUGUUCCCGCGGAGCCGGCUGGAGAAGAUGGCCCCUUUCCAGGUGCCGGAGAUCCUGCGCACGCCCCUUGAGAACCUGGUGCUGCAAGCCAAGAUCCACAUGCCAGAGAAGACGGCAGUGGAGUUCCUCUCCAAGGCCGUGGACAGUCCAAACAUCAAGGCGGUGGACGAGGCCGUGAUCUUGCUCCAGGAGAUCGGGGUGCUGGACCAGCGGGAGUACCUGACCACUCUGGGGCAGCGCCUGGCCCACAUCUCCACUGACCCACGGCUGGCCAAGGCCAUAGUGUUGGCUGCCAUCUUCCGUUGCCUGCACCCGCUGCUAGUGGUCGUUUCCUGCCUCACCCGGGACCCCUUCAGCAGCAGCCUGCAGAACCGGGCGGAGGUGGACAAGGUGAAGGCACUGUUGAGCCACGACAGUGGCAGCGACCACCUGGCGUUCGUGCGGGCUGUGUCUGGCUGGGAGGAGGUGCUGCGCUGGCAGGACCGCAGCUCUCGUGAGAACUACCUGGAGGAAAACCUGCUCUAUGCGCCCAGCCUGCGCUUCAUCCACGGACUCAUCAAGCAGUUCUCAGAGAACAUUUAUGAGGCUUUCCUGGUGGGGAAGCCCUCGGACUGCACCCUGGCCUCUGCCCAGUGCAACGAGUACAGUGAGGAGGAAGAGCUGGUGAAGGGUGUGCUGAUGGCGGGUCUCUACCCCAACCUCAUCCAGGUGAGGCAGGGCAAGGUGACCCGGCAGGGCAAGUUCAAGCCCAACAGUGUCACGUAUAGGACCAAAUCCGGCAACAUCUUGCUGCACAAGUCGACCAUUAACAGGGAGGCCACACGGCUACGGAGCCGAUGGCUGACGUAUUUCAUGGCUGUUAAGUCCAACGGCAGCGUCUUUGUCCGGGACUCCUCCCAGGUGCACCCACUAGCUGUGCUGCUACUCACCGACGGGGACGUCCACAUCCGUGAUGAUGGGCGCCGGGCCACCAUCUCCCUUAGUGACAGCGACCUGCUGCGGCUGGAGGGCGACUCACGCACUGUGCGGCUGCUGCGGGAGCUGCGCCGGGCCCUGGGCCGCAUGGUGGAGCGGAGCCUGCGCAGCGAGUUGGCUGCACUGCCGCCCUGCGUGCAGGAGGAGCACGGGCAGCUGCUUGCGCUGCUGGCGGAGCUGCUGCGCGGGCCCUGUGGCAGCUUUGAUGUGCGCAAGACAGCUGACGACUAAGCCCCGUCUCCGCUGGGGCCAUGUACAGAGUGCAAAUGUUUAUUUAAAAUAAAGUUCUAUUUAUCCCUUGUGA